AUGGUUGAGCAGCACCAUUACAUUACGUCUGUCCUCUCUCCAGCCGACGCUCUCUCCGAAGAUACACCCAGCCUCUCCGACGGCACAAGGUCUUCUACUUCGAGCUAUCCAGACUUGACCCCGUACUCUGCCGUCUCCUCUUUCACACUCCCCGCUCAGUGCGAGUCUGACCUCUUGACUCCAAUUUCUACUGCAGACUCGCCUCCUGUACAUCAAGCCCGCAAAUUCAUGGGCCAAUACCCUCCUCCUCCCGGCAGCCCUCACGGUCAGGAGCCAACUCCGCCGGGCAGUUCAAAGAUGUAUCACCAGUGGCACAAUCCACAAUUCGAAAUGAAUAGUCACCCCAGUGAGACUAGCUCUCCCAUGCACACCCCGGGUCAUGUUGCGCCGGAGUUUUACAUGGCAGACAGAAGGACUCCAGGACCGCCCGAGCCCUAUAUGGGCCAUUUCAGUGUUUCGGAUGCCACAUCAAAUUCAAUCUCGCAGUCAGGUUCCCCUUACUACCUGGAUAUGACACAGAUGCCCAGUCAAAAUACCAUGCUUCUGCGAGGAAAUCCUCCCAUGCCCAUAGAACCGCACUCACGAGAACUGGACCGCAACAUCUCACUUACUGCGCCGCUGCUGCACGAACCUCCCAGAGGCUUACAUGUUCGCCGUCCCCGUCGUCCCAGCUCCAACGGCGUAGGUGUCAAGCUGGAUCACCAUGCUCCUGAGGUGGUGCGAUCCCCCAGCGACUCCCCACGCAGGCGUCCAGGAAUCCUUGGAGGAGCUAGCCGAGUGAAGAAAACGAGCCGCAGAAAAUCAACAAAGAAUUCCCCGUCAGAUGCGACAGAAGAGCAUCAGAAUUGCCUGGGACAAGAAGUCCCACCUAGUCUCAAGGAUACAUGUCCCGCGGAGGAGCGAUGCAUCUUUGAGUCCCGCUGGCGUCAUCGAAACAAAAGAGGCCAAGAUAUGUGGGACAGUAUCCAGAGCGAUUUCCUGAAAGAGUUCAAUAAGAGCCACGGCAAAGAAAUGCUCCAAAUGAAGUUCAAGCGUGCACGUUCCAAGUACAUUCAGUGGCUCCCCAAAGAUGAAGAGCUUCUGCGUGAGGCUUGGAGAAAAGUCGAGCAGGAUCGUUAUCAAACGGUGCUCGAUGUUUUCCACGACAUGGGUGGAUCCCGUAACAUGCGUCUCAACUCCAGUGACAUUGAGGUCAAGCUGGUCAAUGAUUUGAAACUCGAAGAGCAUCUAUACAUGGACUGCUUUCGUGAAAUUGACGUCAGACGUCGCCGGAAACUGUCUGCAAAGAAGCGCCCUGGUGGCAGCCGUAGGGGCGAGGAUGACAUGCCCAUGGGUAGUGGUGAUGACAUGAUGGGGGUCGACCCGCACCAUCCGCAGCACACACACAACGAAGACGAUGUGAUCAACCAGGUCCACAAUCCCAGGUCUCGGUGGGAAAGUUCUUCUACAAACCAAAACGAAAUGAUGGACAUGCACAUGUGGGAUAGCAGAGCUCCCAUGAAGCUGGAGUCAUCAACGGCACCACACAGACUACUGAACAGCGUUCCGCGAGGCUGCUACCAGGGGACAGUUCCCACUGGUGCGUGUAUUUGA
Molecule: messenger RNA, 1593 nt
Organism: Pochonia chlamydosporia 170
Lineage: Eukaryota; Fungi; Ascomycota; Sordariomycetes; Hypocreales; Clavicipitaceae
Exons: 3
Coding region: 1-1593 (530 amino acids)
Source: RefSeq, a predicted model, not a curated record